Molecule: messenger RNA, 577 nt
Organism: Lolium rigidum
Lineage: Eukaryota; Viridiplantae; Streptophyta; Magnoliopsida; Poales; Poaceae
Product: 18.0 kDa class I heat shock protein-like
Exons: 2
Coding region: 29-577 (182 amino acids)
Biological process (GO): protein complex oligomerization; protein folding; response to heat
Source: RefSeq, a predicted model, not a curated record
UUAGAAGAAGGGCAAAAGCAAGAGAUCGAUGGAUGCAGCUGCAUCGUAUCGCUCUCGUCGUGUCCUGGCAGAAAUCGACCCCCACAGCGAUUGGGUUCAUGGUGAUGAGUUCGACACGCUCAUCGUCGACGUCUCAGGAUUCAGCAAGAACCAGCUGAAGGUGCAGGUGGAGCCGUCAGGGAGCCUGAGGAUCAGCGGCGAGCGCGCGGUGAACGGCGGCCGGCAGUGGUCUCACUUCCUCAAGCGGUUCGACCUCCCGGCCGGCUGCGACGCCGGGGCGAUCAAGGUUCAGCUCGACAAGGGGAUGCUCUACGUGAGGGUGCCCCGUCCCAGCGACGAUGAUGACAGCGAGGAGUGCCCCGAGGACACGCUGCCAGAAGAGGGACGUGCCGGCGCCUACUGGAGCGGCGGCCACACAGCAGCGUGGCGAGACGACGCGCACCCGGGGUGGAGGCUGGCCAAGAACCUGCGCAAGCACCGAUAUGUCGUGCUGAACGUGGUGCUCGCCGUCGUGCUGCUCUGGCUCGUGGCGUUCGGUCAGAGCAGACCGAGGGGUGGGCAGAUCAAGGGCGAAUGA